AUGGAGACCCGCGCCCGCCGCAGAAGUUCUUCCGAACCAGGUCUGCGCUCCUCGGGACCUGUAAUCGUUGGUCCACAGACGUACUGGAACAGCGGGCGCAGCAUUCGCGAGGGUGCCAUUCAGCCGAGGCAUGGCUUAAAGUGGAGCGAGGCCGAACGUGUCCUCCACAAGUCACCACCACAUCCGGGCCCGGGGAACUAUGAUGUGAAGAGGCCCAUCGGUAGCAUGUCGGCGCAGAGCUUCCCGAAAGCCCAGCGAUGGGCAAGGUUACCCAAGAGGCGAGGCCCAACGGCACCUCCGUAG
This is a messenger RNA of Symbiodinium sp. CCMP2592, 303 nucleotides long. NCBI's taxonomy places the organism in Eukaryota, Dinophyceae, Suessiales, Symbiodiniaceae. The record is from the annotation of a GenBank genome assembly.